AUGUCUUCAGCCUCUACACAAUCAACGGGCCAAGCCCCGACCCCGACCCCCAAAAUCAUCACCAACGCAGCCUGGGCAGGCGUUGUCCUCUGCCCUCUAAUCAUGCUCAUGCCCCCCCGCCGAAUCGACUGGCGCACCUUCAUGCUCUGGACCGGCUUCUCCGCCUCAGGCAACCAGCUCAUCUACGACUACAGCGGCCAGUCCCUCUUCCAGCGCAUGCAGUCCCGUCUCGGCCGCAUGUUCCCCACGACGCUGCCCGAGCAGGCGCAGCGCACCAAGCAGCUCCUGCGCGAGGAGCGGAUGCGCCGUGAGGGCCUGACGGAGGAGCAGAUGCGCGCCAUCGAGUUCAAGAAGCGGAACCUUGCGCAGAGGCUGUGGUACGGCAGCGAGCCCGAGGACUGGGAGGCCAAGAGGGCCGCUGAGCACGCCAAGGCGCUUGCUGAGGGCAAGGGGUUGGGCGAUUUGAUUGCCGAGCAGGUUUCUGAGGUUUGGAGUGGCGCGAAGAAGGAGGAGGCAGAGGAGAGUCAGAAGAACGAUAGUGAGAAGAAGCAAUGA
Messenger RNA from Colletotrichum scovillei, 555 nucleotides. RefSeq lists its product as uncharacterized. The transcript has a single exon. Bases 1 to 555 code for a protein of 184 amino acids. The record is from RefSeq and is a predicted model, not a curated record. Lineage: Eukaryota; Fungi; Ascomycota; Sordariomycetes; Glomerellales; Glomerellaceae.